ACAAGCCUCAUCCCCCCAGCUCUGCUCCCCGCCGCGCUCGGUCUCCGGGACCCUUCUCCCUCCAGCCCCAGGAUGGGCGGGCUGAGGCCAUGCGGGGGGCGCGAGGCAGCGCUGUGCCAAGGCCAGGCUGGGCCGCCGGCGGCUCCCAAUAAAGUUGUUGUUGAGGCGGAGCCGGGCUGGCGCGUGGGCAGAGGCUGGGAGAGGAUCGGGCUGGGCGGCAUGAUCUGCACCGUGCUCUGCUACCUGCUGCUGCCCGCGGCGCGGCUCCUCCGCGUCCUCCGAGAUGCUUUCUUUACGUGUCGAAAGAACGUGCUUCUGGCGAAGAGCCCGACCGCCCAGGUAGGGGGCAUCUCUUCUGUGCCCAGCAGGAGGUCAGUCCCAGAAGAGGAGGAAGCCCUGCUGCAGCAGCAGCUGGAGGAGGAAGCUGGUGGGCUACACAGCAGUGAGACUGCUCCAGCAGUGGGGAAGGUGUCAGCCACACUGACUAGUGACUGGCUGGAAGGCUCGGAAUUAUUGAUGACCAGCCUCAGCAAUUUGGGUGUGGCUUCAGAGGUCACAUGGUGCAGUGAUCAGCAACAUGAUGAGCUACAUACCUUAAUGUCUCUAGGACCAAAGGAACAUGUUGCGGUCACACUGGCAAAAUUACCAGAAGAGGAAAGUGUGGCUAUGGUGGGCACUGCAGCAUGGUCAGCUGUAAGGACACAGACCGAUCACCAGAUUAGUGGCUGCACCCCUUCAUCCUCCCUUUCCAGGGCUGAAGAUACUGCUGUGCUGGGCUGGAGCUUAGCGCAUGACACAGAGAUAGUGCCAGUGGAGGCCACAGCCUGGCCCUUUUAUGAUACAGGACAAUUCCAGCCUUUUCCAGCAGAGAGAUCUUACCACGAGAUUUUAUGGAGGGACUGGGAGGAGCUCUCUACCCAGCCUGCUGUUCCAGAGCUGGGCUCAGAGAAUGGGCCUCUGUUUGAAUUCCGAGUCAUGUCUUACAACAUUCUGGCCCAGGACCUGGUGGAGCAGAGCCCUGAUCUCUACCUGCAUUGCCAACCAGAUAUCCUGGACUGGAGCUAUCGUCUCCCAAACCUCUUGCAGGAGAUCCAGCACUGGGACCCUGAUGUUCUGUGUCUCCAGGAAGUGCAGGAGAAUCACUACUGGGAACAGCUGGAGCCAACAUUCAGGAUGAUGGGCUUUGUGUGCUUAUACAAACGGAGAACAGGAAAAAAGACAGAUGGCUGCGCAGUUUGCUACAAGCACAGCAGGUUCCAGCUGAUCAGUGCCAGCCCUGUAGAAUACUUCCGGCCUGGCCUGGACAUCCUAAACAGAGACAAUGUGGGUCUGGUGCUGCUGCUGCAACCUCUACUCCCAGAGGGUGUAGGUCAGAAAGCAACAAGCCCCCUGUGUGUGGCUAACACUCAUGUGCUGUAUAAUCCCCGCCGAGGAGAUAUCAAACUUGCACAGAUGGCCUUGCUCCUAGCAGAGGUUGACAAGAUUGCGAAAACUGUUGAUGGCAUCUACUGUCCUGUCAUCUUGUGUGGAGACCUGAAUGCUGUGCCUGAUUCUCCAUUGUACAAGUUCAUCCGGAAUGGUCAGCUCUCCUACCAUGGGAUGCCAGCCUGGAAGGUUUCUGGACAGGAAGACUUCUCCCAGCAGCUGCACCAGCGGAAGCUGCAGACCCCACUCUGGCCCAGCAGUCUGGGUAUAACGGAAAACUGUCAAUAUGUCUCUCUUUGCCAGCCAAAGAAAUCAGACAGACGCAAGUACAGCCGGAACUUCCUGCUUCAGUUCCGUUUCUGUGAUGCUGCCUGUGAACGACCUACACAUCUGAUUCUGUGGAAGGGUGUGACAGAUGUUAAACCAGACCGUCCUGCACAUUGGCCCAAGCAUCUCACCAUGGUGAAUGAUCCUGAUCCAGAGCUCUUCUUCCCAAGGUCUCCAGGUGUUAUCCGGCAUGACCUUAAUCUGACCUCUGCCUAUAGUCACUUCUUGCCCCAGAGAGGUCGCCCUGAGGUCACAACCAUGCCCAUGGGCCUUGGAGCUACAGUUGAUUAUAUCUUCUACUCGGCAGAGCCCAUUGAGAAUGGGAACGAAGGGGGUCGCAGGCUAUAUCGAGAUGGAGCCCUGAAGCUGCUUGGCCGCCUCUCCCUGCUCUCCGAAGAUGUCCUGUGGUUGGCAAAUGGCUUACCUAAUCCCUUUUGCUCAUCUGAUCACCUCUGUCUGCUGGCUAGCUUUGGCUUGGAGAUCUCCAGUGCCUGAGAGAUGGGGAUUGUGUGGGUCGAGCUAGACUGAAUGCAGAAUACAGAAAUUGUGCAUUCAGAGCCUCAAUUGGCUCACAGGAAACUUCCUUUCCAUUUCCCCUGCACUCCCCAUGUAACAGGAGCAUGAGGGGGCCAGGGAGGUUGAGCCCUUCCCUGUAUUGCUACUCCAUGGGACUCCAUUACUGGCUGAUGCCCAGUUGUUCUCUGGCUGCACUAGCUCUUAAAGGGACCCGGGCACUUAACUUCCUUACCUAUUUGGUCCUGCUACAUCUGGCAGACAUUCUAGCUGUGAUGUUCUUACACUGCAGGAAUCAACAUGAUUUCUGCUUAUUUACUUGUCUCUGUGUGCACUCCUCAGUGAUCUGGGAAAGAGCAGGUGCAGUUUUGAGACUCGUGUGGGCUUUUUUUUAGUUGGCUUCUUGCUGCCAAACAGCAGGCGGUGCUCCCAAUCAUCAUCUACCACACCAAAAUGGUGAUUCUUUUUAAUUUCCCAGCAACAGUGUAGGGAAUGCAUUCCCCUUGGAUUCACCCAAGCAUCCCUUGUGCCAACUGUAACUUAAGACAGGACUGGGCUUGAUGAUUGCUCGGAAAUGGAAUUGAAGUAGCCUUUACCUAGGGAUACCUAAAGAGAGUUUCUAUCUGGUUCACCCAGGUCUGCACCCAGCACACACAUCAGCAGAGUGAGAGUUUGAAGUUUCAAUAACUUUCUGUAGGGAGCUUUCUAUCGUUAUGAGACCAUUUUACCAAUAAGGUCUGACACAAGGAUCAGUGUGAUAUGGAGGUAUUGGUUCUUCAGAACCAUCAUAGAAAGCUCUGGAAUUGCCACAGCAGAAAUCUGAGAUCCUUGGAAAGGCUCCCUCUCUGCCUUCCUGACCAUCUCAGAACAGUUCCUAGUACCUCCCUUGGCACCUAUAUGUGAUAGAGAAGGAUUUGCCAAGGCCCUUCCUAAGAGUUUCAUGCAAGAGGAACAGUGGACAGCUCUGGACUGAUAAGAAUGUGAGAGUGCUGAGGGGCUGUGGUCCUAGUUUCUCCCAGAACAAUGCUAAAGAGAGAAGGGUGCCAGAGGAAGUGGAGGAAUAGCUGCUUCCUCUUUCUUUUAGUAGGCACUUCACUGGUCUGCAAAAUAUAGUAGUCAAGGCUCAGGACAGUUCAGAUGUCCUCCUGGCCAAACAUGUUAUUGUGUGUGUGCAUAUUAUUGCCCUGUUCUGGAGUCUACCCUAUAAAGGGAGGUGAGCUGAUAGGAGCUGCUCUUCUGUCUGUGGUUUGGAGCCAAAGCUUCAGUUCUUGGAUCCCAUUGUAGCCUUAUUGUCAUGUGUGUUUUUUGAUAUAUUCACCAGUCAGCAGUGGCUCGUUGCUAGUUCUUUUGCGGUUUUUUUUGGUGCUGGACCCUGCAGGUCAGAUUCCUCAGCAUGACCUGACUGUUGGUGCUCAGUAUUUAUCAAUGAGUUAUGAGAAGAAUGUUAGCAGAAGAGUUCUCCACCCUUAAACUCCUCUUCUGGGGCUGAGACUCUCUUAGCCAGGUUUUCUGGGGGAAGGAGGGUGAGAAGCUUGAAAUAACUUUAACUGGAUUGUUUUGAAUAAUGCAUUGGAGAGGUUUGUGUUUUAAUUCUUUAUUUUCUUAAACAUCUUACUUGAAAAAUAAAAUUUUAUAAUUUCAGAAAAAAUGCAUGUAAAAGUGGCUGCUGGGGCUCCUGAGGGCAGAACCCCUUCUCCUUUAGGGGCCUGGUUACACUUUGGACCAUGAGAUUUUGUUAGCUAGCUGUGUGGAAGAGGGUUUGGGUAGGGUAGGGUGUUAGCUGUGCAAGGAUCAUGGCAAGAAGUGGUAGGGUAGGGUGUUAGCUGUGCAAGGAUCAUGGCAAGAAGUGGGGAGAGGUUGGGCCUAGCUGAUAAUCUGUGUAAACUAGGCAUUCACAUCAAACAGGCCACCAAAAGCCCCAACCCCUGAUGCCAUUCUGGCAUAGCUCAUUUGAACUGUUCUAAAACAGCUUCUAAAACUUGAGCUUCUAAAACGUGAGCUUAACCCACGAACCUUUCUUCUGAAAGUAGGAGACGCUAUUGCUGGUUCCUAGAGCCUAUGUCCAACCUUCAGGUUGUCUCAGCAGCUCAGCCAGACCUCCGUUAUUGGGCUCCCAUGUUAUCUUUACAGAGGGGUAAGAGAGAACUGUACUUGUAUGUCCUUUUCCUCUCACCCCAUUCUGUUGGGAGUGAUGUUUGAUUACCUGUGGGUGACUGGACCCAUUAUUAUCCUGAUGUGGGAAGUGGGUGAGUAGGAUUCUAUUGUCCAUUUGUGUGCGAGCUGUCCAGAAAUCUGUUGUGUGGGAGUAGGAUUGUAGGGGCAGAUCCACAAAAGGACUUAGGCACUUGAGUCCCAGUUUUAGGCACCACUGCAGUCCAUAAUGUCCCCACUCAGCUGCCGCCUACACUCAGUGCUUAAACUUCCAUUGAAGAAGUUUCCCAAGUACCUGUUUCUGCCACUGGGCCUGUGAACUACUGCCUCAUUGUCUCACUCCUAAGUGCAGUGCAAUCCACAUUGAGGAAGUGUGUCCUAACCACUGAACUAUGAGAGAUCACAUCAGAAUAGCCCAAUCUCUCUGAUUGAAGCUUUAAUUAAAUAUGGAUUGGGCCAGAGAGAGUGAGAAUCAUUCCAUAGUCCAGAGGCCAUGGCACUUACCUGAGAGGUGGAAGAUCUCUGUUCAGAUCCCUUCUCAUAAGACAGAGGAGGAAAUUGAACCAGGGUCUGCAACAUCCUAGGUCAGUACCCUGACCACUGGGAUAAAAAUUACAAGGGAGCCUGGGGCUGCCAGCCUCCUCCUCUUUCCCUUUUCCUCCCCAGCUGUUUUUUGCAGAGUUAGAUACCCACUUAACUCAUUCUCACAAGAAACAGCUUAGGCACCUAGGCUACCUGACUCCAGGAGAGGGGUUCCCAGCUGUGGAUUACAGGCAGAGCUAGGUGCCUCCCUGCAGCUGGGAUUUAGGUGCCAAACUCUGUGAGAGGGGAAGUCCUUAGGACACACCUUCCUCAUCAGCAUCUCCCAUUGGCUGCCUUAGGCAGCUCCUUGCAGUAGCUUGCUGGCUUUUGUGGAUCAAUUCUUAGGUGUCUCACUCCCUGUUCAUUGUAUAUGGUGCUUGACUCAGGGUUUGUGGAUCCCAUUGUUCCAGUGAUUUUCUAGAUGUCUAAAAGUUAAGUGUUGCAACAAUCUUAAGUCCCUUUGUUGGUCUAGGCCAGAGGUUCUCAAACGGGGUUGUGACACCUCAGGGGGUCACAGCUGUCAGCCUCCACCCCCAAACCCUGCUUCACCUCCAGCAUUUAUUAUAAUGUUAAAUAUAAAAAAAAGUAGUUUUAGCUAUAAGGGGGUCACACUCAGAGGCUUGCUGUGUGAAAGGGGUCACCACUACAAAUGUUUGAGAACCACUGGUCUAGGCCAUAGUUGCAGUCAUUCUUGUAUGUUUAUAAAGUACCUCUUUCCCCAACUUAUAUUGGUUUUGGGGUGGCAUUGUUUGGUGGGGUAAAUGUAAUUGUGCAAAAGUUCCCAUCUAACGAUUGCAUUAAUUGCUGUAAUACUUUUAUUUUAACUUCUUUAUAACGGGGGUUUCUGUAUUCACAAACAAACAAAUCCAUAUAAUCCUUUGCCUGUGAGCUUCUAUUCCUAUGCCUGAUUGGCUCAACAUAGUCACGGCUGGAAACACACAAAAGGGGAAAGACUGAAAGUUGGUACUUAGGGAGAAACCCACUGGAAAACUUAAGGCAUUCAAAACUAAUGCAACUAAGUGCAAAGUAUUGGGUAAUCACAGCUAAAACUAAGGUUGCAGAGCUUAACUUCAAAGACACUGGCUUAGAGUCUAAUAGGUAAGUUACACAAGUAUAUAUCUGGAGUAAUUCCAUUGACUUCAAUGAACUCUGGAAAUCCAAAUUUUAACCAGUGUAACUGAUGUAAGAAUCUAACCAACUAUUUAAACAACUUAAUCUUUUUUUAAACAAAAAAGUUAUAAUCACACUGAACUGUUUCUAAAGCUGGUCACAACCCAAGGGGGACUUUUCAAAUUUUGAGGCAAAAAGGUGUGUUCUUGUGCAGCCUUCUUUGUAUAGCUCUAAUGCUGAAAUGGCUGAAGGUAGAAAGUUUAAAUUUGGCAUAGAAGUAACCCUCCUUGAGAAAUGCUUUUGUGUGUUCUGCUGAAAAUAUCACUUAGUGCAGUUGCAGUGCAAAUGAACCUUUUUUUAAAAAAAUCACCAACACUUGGAAAGAUUAGGGUGCCCGGUAUGUUGAAUGAGGUGGGUUGAGCCCUGUUUCAUUCACUGCAUAUUAAAGUGUCAAGGGAGCUGCAGAUUUUCUGUUCCCUCCCCUUCAGAGCUUGACUUUCACAGGGAGUCUCCGACAGUACACAGGGGAGAGAGGACUUUGUGGGAGCCUCACUGAGUGUGCACCAUGGGUGGGACAGUAUUCUAUUGGGGUCCCAGCCAAAUUGUAGCAGAUUCUGGAUGGCUUUUAUUCUUCGCCACCCCCCAUAAGUGGGGGGGGAGGAGAGGGGGGAAAAACUUGGAAAUUCAAUUAAAAAACCUAAGGUUUCACAACUAAGUACUCAAGUCAGAAAAGCCCAAAGCUGAAACCGCAGGUGCAGCCUUAACUCUGGCGUCUAUGCGUUUCCAUGCGGUUUUUUAAAAGGAUGUAGUCCUGUAGUAUUUCUGAAAUAAUACCAGACAAUUUAUCUUCUACAACCUUGAAUAUAAAUGAUGUAUGGAUUCUGGAUGUGUAUAAAACAUGUAUUAAAUUAUAUAUAGUGUCACUAGAAGACAAAACUUGUGGGUUGGGGGAAUAGCAUAAUAUGGUAUUAUUUGAGAAUAGCAUGUGGGGAGAUAAUUAAAGAUUGUGUCAUAAUGAGUAGUUUGCAGCAGCACACGAUUAAGGUUGCAUAUGUGGCCUUAACUUAAGCACUUCCUGACCCAAAUGUUAACCAGGCAACGUUAACACUUGCUCUGCAUAGUUUUUUGCUGAAUUAUGAAUGGGCCUGGAAUCCAAACUAUGGAAACAAAACUAUGGGGGGGAAGUAGAAGGGUAAGAAUAUCUUUUAUUUGUUGAAAGUGAGGGGAGGGAGUAAAUGGUGAGGGGAUCAAGAGAGUUCUGCUGUCAUCCUCUGAUGGCCUGCAGUGCUGAAGAGGCUCAGGGCCCUUUUAUCUCUGAAGACUAGAGAGUUUUGGGUGAGUGUGCAUGUUGCUUGUUAUCAGCUAGUUCGUCUGGGCCAGGGAGGCAUGUUUAUGGUAGCUGACUGCAUUUGCUAGAUGACAAUUUAGAUUGUACAGCAGCUUUUAGCAUACUCUUACCAUCAAAAUGGGACAUGUUCAGAGCUGGAUUCUUUCACCUCCCCAAAAACCCAAGUCACUUAUCCCUUCACUAUUUAGUAAAUGAUAUGCCUUCCAAACCAGCUGCCACGCUCACAUUACUUUUGAAAGAGAGAGACAAUAUAAAAGGAAAAGGAGAGAAAUUUGGAACUAUUAAAUGAGCUCUGGCUCAUGCUUGGGAUCUUUCAUUCUCUAUCCCUCUUCUUUUAGGAAUCUGGCCUAGCGAUAGCUUUCACAGGUGUUGACAGGACUGCCAGGUCCUGUCAGGACAAUGGUAUAUUUCUGCAGCAACUGGAUUUAAGCAGUUAGAAAUUAUGGGAGUGUUCUUGAGUUCAUAAGAAGUUCCUAGGUUAUUGGCAUGAGUCUCUUAAGGUACUCAGAGAUAUCAGGGCCAUGUCUACAAGCAAAUAUUGUAACAACUCUAAACCCCAUACUUGAUUUCUUUGUUAAGAGGAGAAGAGGAACAUAAAGUGGUGAGCAAAUGCGAAGGAACUCUGGAAACAAAAGGAAAUGACACAUACACACACAAAAAAUAUUGGGACAGGUAAUAGUUUCCAUGACAGACACACUUACUGCUGCAAGAGCAUGUUCUCCAUAGCCUUUUCCUGACCAAGUGGAGACAACACAGAUUAGUUCUAGUUCCCAUUGACUAUCUUUCUCUAGAUUUCUGCUAUGGCUGACUAAUUUUACCCUAGGAAAGGUCUUUUUGAAAAAAAUAGUUUAACUAAGGCCCUGUCUACCCUGGCAAGUUUCUGCGCUGUAAUUCCUGAGGUGUACCCACUGCCAAGCCACUUAGUGUGCAGAAACUGUGCAGUUGUAGUGCUUUUAAAAAAAACACCCCGAGAGGCGUAUAGCUUUCUGCGCCGGGGCUACAGCGCUGCGGUGCCAGUGUAAACACCGUGGCAAUUACAGCGCUGCGAUUGGCCUGUGGGAGGUGUCCCACAAUGCCUGUUCUCACCUCUCUGGUCAUUGGUUUGAACUCUACUGCCCUGCCCUCAGGUGACCAACCAUCAUCCCCACCCUGUAAAUUCCUUUCCAAAUUUGAAAGUCCCCUUGGUAUUUGCUCAGUGAUGCGUGCAGUGGUCUCAGCACAUCUUUCCAGGUGGUCAUGCCUGCCGAGCUGCUGGACCUCAUCAGCAUUUGGGGAGAGGAGGCUGUGCAGUCCCAGCUGCGCUCCACCCAUAGGAAUUAUACCUAUGGACAGAUUUCACGAUGCAUGAUAAAAAGGGGCCAUGACCAGGACAUAUUGCAAUGUAGGGUCAAAGUGAAGGAGCUGCAGAACGCCUACCACAAGACGCGGGAGGCAAACCACCACUCUGCUGCUGUGCCCAUGAGCUGCUAGUUCUACAAGGAGCUGAACACAAUACUCGGUGGUGACCCCACUAUGAAGGCCUCUGUGGAUACUUCACUGGCUCGUGUGCCAGUUGAGAGUGGACCGAGCCAGGAGGAAGAAAUCUUGGACAAGGAUGUGGAGGGGGACCCAGAGUCAGAGGAUGACUUGGAAGCCAGAAAUGCAUGCAGGCAGGACCUCAGUCUUUGCCUGCAUGCUUGUACCAUGGGUUUUAGUGAGCAGCCAUCACUCAGAGCUGCCCUCCCUCUCCUGCAGAUAUAUUUUGGGGGAGAGAACAAUGAUUUCAAUGAACUGGUGCAGGAAACUUCUUACCAAGAUUGAACCAUUUUAAAGCAGUUCAGAAGUGGAUUGUGCCUACUGGAUUUGGGAGUGCCCUUUUAAAGUUUUGGUUUACUGUAGGAGGAGUUUAUAGGUCUCUAGGGGUGCAGGAGAGAGAUGGCAACUUGCAGCCCUUGGCUUAUCUGAGGUGGGGGCUGCUGCUUGUCUUGAUGUUAUCAGCUCUUAGUUCGACUGGCUUAAAUUCUUUGUUUGCUGUAACCUGGGAGGAGAACCCUAGAACUGUGCAGAUCCUUUCCUCCAUACAGAAAAGGCUUUUCCUUCAUGGCCAAGUACAGUGGUGUGAAAUUGAGUGAGAACCCUAGAACUGCAGCAGUGAAGCUAGGAACUAGUAGUAGCAGCUUGUGAGCUGGGAGGGGGUCAGUGGUUGGACAGUAUGAUCUUGUGGACUGGGACUGCCCAUGUUUUAAUCCCAGCUGUAUAGCCUUGGGCAAGCUUCUUCCUUCUUCUCUAUAAACUAACAUUCAGCCUGACCUAUCCUGCAUGGAUAGGUGCAAAGAGGUGUGUGUGUGUGGGGGGUGGGGUGUUUCACAAAGAGGAAUGGGUAUUGGCAGCAUGAGGUGAAAUGGCACUGUAGAUGACAUUUACAGCAGCUCCCAGCUCUGCUUUUGAAAGGUCUUUUCUCCUAAGAUCUUGCGAAUCUUGAAUUUAGUUGUGAUGGGGGAGGGGGAAUGCUGUAGUAGUUCCAUUCAGCACAGGAGGCAAGUGAUGUUUGCCAGUGAGUUUGCUAUAAACAGAGCCCUGCAAAUCUGCAGAUGUAGAUAUCCAUUGACCAUGUUUGUGGAUACAAAUUUUAUACCUAUGCAAGGCUCUAGCUAUAAACCCUUCCUAUGCUAGAAGCAUAGGCCUGAAGGUUUAUGGUGAGAACACCUGAGGGAUGAAGGACACAGCCAUUGCUUGGCAGGGGGCUUGUUACCAUUACUUUUUAAUAUUGUAGUAAGGCUUCCUUGUUGAUGCAGAGCUUAUUUUAGCUCAAAAGGGCCACUGCAAGUUCCAUCUUGUCCUGCUGGACACAAAGCAGGAAGACCCCAUGCGGUAUCUCCCCAUCUUUCACUCAUGUUCCAGCUCUAAGUCAUUUUAUUAACAUCUCCAUGUGCUCAUGUAUUGCUGUUACUCAGCUCUCUACAGUUAAACAAUACACUUUGUAUAAGACAUACUAAAUAAAGUUGGAUCCUCCCUCAGGGGGAAGGGAGUGUUUUGCAGCUGC
Malaclemys terrapin pileata is the source of this 10478-nucleotide messenger RNA. It is a transcript of the gene ANGEL1, whose product is annotated as angel homolog 1. Gene Ontology annotation, molecular function: 3'-5'-RNA exonuclease activity. Lineage: Eukaryota; Metazoa; Chordata; Testudines; Emydidae. The transcript is spliced from 10 exons. The record is from RefSeq and is a predicted model, not a curated record. Bases 73 to 2247 code for a protein of 724 amino acids.